Messenger RNA from Ichthyophthirius multifiliis, 1245 nucleotides. RefSeq lists its product as hypothetical. Lineage: Eukaryota; Ciliophora; Oligohymenophorea; Hymenostomatida. The transcript has 3 exons. The record is from RefSeq and is a predicted model, not a curated record. Gene Ontology annotation, cellular component: cytosol.
AUGGAACAAUAACAUACAAGUCUAAUAAAAUACAAACUAGUAAUAUAAAAAAAAAAUGAAAAAUAAUAAUAAAAAAAAGUUGAUGAGUCUAAUUUCAAAUAACCUUAUAAAAUUGAUAUAAAUUUAUCAAGUAUUGGAUUUGGAACAUAUUAAGGAUCUCCAACAAAAGAAAAUGAUUUAUAAAUGUUUAAUGCUUUAAUAGAUAGUAUUUGUACUGGAGGAGUGAAUGUUAUAGAUACCUCUAUAAAUUAUCGAUAUUAAAAAUCCGAAAGAACAAUCGGAGCUGCUUUAAGUUAUUUAAAAUCUUAAAAACAAAUAGAAAGAGACUAAUAUUUUUUAUCUUCAAAAGGAGGAUUUAUUCCCGAAGAUUAUGACUAAAAAAUUAACAGAUAAGAUAUGAUUAAAAAAUUAAAUUUAUCUUAAGCAGAAAUUAUAAAUAAUCAAUAUUCUCUUUCUAAAAAUUUCCUUUCUUAAUCUAUUGAAAUGUCCUUGAAUAAUUUAGGAAUAGAUACUUUAGAUUUGUUUUAUUUAUAAAAUUCAUCUGAAUAAAUAUUACCUGUUUUGGGUAGAGAAAAGUACUUUUUAUUAUUAUAAAAGGCUUUUGAAUGUUUGGAAGAAAAAAUAAUGUAAAAAAAAAUUAAUUCUUAUGGACUGGCAACUUGGAUUUCAUUUAGAUGUUCUUCUUAUAUGGAAAAAUUUUAUUUAAAUUUGGAAGAUAUCGUAAAUUUGGCAGAAAAUGUAGGAGGAAAAAAUCAUGGGUUUAAGUUUAUUUAAUUACCUGUAAUUUAAUAAAUAUAAAAAUAUUUAUUUUAUUUAUAAAUAAAGGUAAAUUUAAUGAUGCCAGAAUGUUUUGCUGAAAAAUAUUAAAUAAUAUAAAAUGAAAAAGGUGAAAAGUAAGAAGAAUAUCUAUUAAAAGUUGCAAAAUAACUUUAAAUUAAUAUAAUUACUUCAUCACCUUUAAUGAAUGGAGCAUUAAUUAAUACUCCUUUAAGUUCUUAAGUAUUUGAAUGUGCAAAUUUAGGGGCUAAACACUUAUAAUUUAUAAGAUCUAUUCCUUCAGACGCUAUAUGCUCAACAUUGAUUGGAUAAAAAAAAAAUAGACAUGUAAAAAUGAAUUUAGAAGUAUUAAGUUAUCCUAAAAUUAAUGAAGAUAAAUUUUGGUUAAAUUUAGCUCCUUCCUUAAGAGAAGAAUAAGAAGAAGAAAUUGGUGCAUAUUGAAUAAUAAAACAUAUAAAUAUAUCUAAU